Danio rerio (zebrafish) is the source of this 6548-nucleotide messenger RNA. NCBI's taxonomy places the organism in Eukaryota, Metazoa, Chordata, Actinopteri, Cypriniformes, Danionidae. The record is from RefSeq and is a predicted model, not a curated record.
UAUUUGUACUCACACGGACCAAACGCCAAGAACACCGUUAAGCAAACAGUCGGGAAACGGAUAUGAAGUCUCUCCACUGUGUUAGGGAGAAGGGGCAGCUGACAGUGCCAUCCGUGAUCUGAAUGGUCGAGAGUACCGCGGCCGGAGCCUCGUAGUUGAAGAGUCCAAAGGGAGGCCCCUCAAUUCCACCAAAGUAUUUGUUGGGAACCUGUGCGCUUCCUGUUCCGUCGAAGACCUGUAUGAUCUCUUCUCACCUUACGGCAAAGUUCUUGAUUGUGACAAAGUAAAGACAAAGCCCUCGUCUCUAACAGGCUACGCCUUUGUGUACAUGGAGCACAAAGAGGACGCAGAACAAGCCAUUGAGGGUCUACACGGGACCACGUUUAUGGGACGUCCGCUUGCAGUUGAGCUCUCAAAGGUACAGCAGUCCACAAACAAGGUUCCUUGUGCCAGCUGUGGUGCACAUGGUCACUUUGCAGGUGAAUGCCCGAUCAAUAGGCCACCAAUGGAGCACCACCAGAGUCAAGCUGCUGUUUUAGCAGCAGCAGCUGCUGCCGCUGCCGGGCUUCCCCUUCAGGUGCAGCAGAGUGUCCACAACUCUUUCUACAACACUGCAAGCAGUGACCCGACGUUUGCAGCUCUGAAAGACUUGACCACUUCCAGGGUUGAUGGCAAACCUGUGAGCUCCAUGGUGUAUGGUGCGCUGGCGAGUCAAGUCUAUAGUUCUGUCGCAGACCAGGUGAUUGGCUCAACCAGUCAGACUGCUGAAGGCUACCCGACUGAAGCAGAGGCUCCACCAGGCGUCGCUUAUGGAACAGAGCCUGACCCUCACACCCUCUUUGAAGCUGCCCGAGCCCGAUUCUUUGAGCAGGGACAACAAGUGCUGGCUGAACAGCAGGCAGUGACCAAAUCGGAUCGAGACAGAAGUCCAAUACGGCGCACAGCCCCAUUACUGCCUGAUCCAUCUCCUCAGCAAUUCUCCCAGGCACGACCUAAACGACGAGCCCUGCUUCCAACACCACCCGGAGGUCCAGAGCUACCUCCAGUUAAAAAUGGAGACCCAAUUGCAAGGUGCUAUGCUGAGUACUACCAACAGUACCAGCAGUACCAACAAUACCAACAGUACCAGCAGUAUCAUCAGUAUCAUCAAUACCAGUACAACUAUCCACCCCCUCCGCCUCCACCGCCUGCUCCGAUGCCCAUGAUGCCUCCAGGCCCGAUGGAUGUGCAACAGAUGAUGGCCCCCGGCACCAGCAUUCCACCAAGAGUGUAUGAGCCAACUCCAACACACAAGGAGCCCCUCCUACGCCGCCCUGAUUACCCUCACCAACACACAUCAGAGUCCCCAUAUCGAUAGCCCCAACACCUCACAUGAGUGCGUGCACGCGUGUGUGCUUGUGAAAAUGUGUGCGUGCGCUAGUUUUUGGUCCUACGUGACAAAAGGAGGAGGAAAGGGAUAAAUAGAAUUAUUAUUGCUACAUAAAACCUGGAUAUCGCAGUUACACAGUUAUCUUAUCCCCUCGUAAUGUCAGAUAUGCCAUUGUGUACAGAAUGUAGAAGUUUAUAAGGCCAUGAAAGUGAUUCUGAGCCCCUCUGUUUAAAUGUUGUUGUUUUUUCUCCACAGAGUGCUCAGAAUUAUUAUCAGCUGUCAUGUUUUAUAGAUCAGACACAUUUUUGACCAUCGUGUUGGGUCAAGCUUCUUCGAAGUCAAAUGACUGUGCCUUGUGAAAAUAAACCUUUUUUUGUGUACAGACUUUUGUAAAAUUAAGUACUUCAGAUCAGGUACAGUUUUAUUAAAUUCAUGCUUCAGCAAAGGAACAAACCUCAUAAAUCCAAAUUGUCAUGAGUAUAUUAAAUUCGGCUUGGACUAACGUUUCAUAGUGACUAAAAAGACAGCUUAGUUUAGAUCGAAUGUACAGAGGACCUGUGUGAAGUGUGUGUGUGAGAGAGUGAGUGAAAACACAUUGUCAAUAGUUCGGCUGAUCCCUUAGCAUUCACAAGAGCGUUCACAUGAACAAUCACAUACACCUUAGACCUAUUUUGUGAAGUCUUGAUAGGGUAAAGGGGAUAUUUGGGCACAUUUAGGUAAAUCUGUACCAGCCAAAUCCACAAACCUGUACUUAAAUUUUCUAACCACUGCCUCACUAGUGCAGAUGGUUACGCCUGCCCAGUAAAACUGUUAAAAUUGCCUGCUGCAGAGGAGUAGAGGGUAAGAAUAGGUUAAUUGCAAAAGGGACACACUUGUUUGCCACCCAGUAGACAUAUUAGUUAUCGAAUUGUUUUACAUUCACAUACCUUUAUUGACUCUGAAUGAGUUUGAGAUGUCGUUCUUGCUAAAUAGCAAACAGAACUGGUUCUAUAGUAUGCCAGUAGCAGUUAUGCAUGUUUUGCAGGAUCUAAAGAGCAAACGACUGCCAUCUCUGGCCUUGCAUCCCUCUCUUACAUGGACAGAAUACUUGGGGCUAUUGACUUACACAGGUAUGGGCGGUCACCCCUCGAAUGACCUUAAAGAAGAAAGUAUUUUUCUUUCGGUUAUUUUUUUGUUUAUUUCGAAAUCAGCCCCAUGCAGUUACUAUUAUGUUGCCCUGACCAUUUAUUUUGUUCACAUUUACAGUCAUCUUUAUCCUUUAGAGUAAUGUGAAUUGAUUUCUUGGGCUAUGGGGUGGUCAAGCUUAGUUAUUUAGGGAUGGGGAAUGUAAAACCUGAAGUGUAGUUAGUUAAUUCCAAGAGUGAAAAACCGUGAAGUGCUUCAUAAAAUUGUAUUUUUGUUCUUAAAAAAAACAAAUGUGUUGUCCCAGUUCAUGAGCAUUUUAGGCAAUUCAAUUAAACAUUCAUGUUAUGACAUUAUAAUCUCAAAGAGUGUGUGAAUAAUUCAUCCAGGUUAAAAGUCCAUGUAACUAGUGCCAGAUGUUUUAAUGUUUUAUGAAGGGAAUCUACCCAAAAACAGUCUCACCAUCUGUGAGGGAUGUUGCUUUGCUUAAAUUACAAAUGCAGAUGUUGUGACGGUUGAGUAGCUUCCCUUCGGAUAACCCAUGAGUGCUUAAUGAUUUAUUUUAGAAGGUAAAGAAAAUGGUUUGUUUAAUCAUGUUAUGUAUGUCCUCUUUUCCUAGAAUGCCCCUCAGGCAGUCUUCAGUCUUUCAUUCCAAAGAAAUAUGGUGGGGAACACACACACACACUCACACAUCUCACUUAGUACAUUUGACCCGUGGUCUCAUUCGACUUCAUUUGUUAACCUAAAGCUCACAGGCAAACAUUUACUGUAAUGUUUUCAAUUUGAUACAGUGGAGAUGGAAAGGCGGUGGCGGUGUAGCUUUUUGCAGCACACCGGGGCUCCACACAAAUUAUUCUACACUGUAAAUGACAUCUGUUUUGUAUUAUAAAUAGUGCAUGUGUCUUGUUAUUAUUACUGCUGUUCCAGCCACAUUUUCCCUUUUCGCUAACUACAGCUAAAAUGGUUCCCGGGCCUCAGGACGCCAAGUUGAGCAUGACGGGGGAAGACAAUUAGCGCCCCACAAUGCCUCGGACGUGCUCCCCACUAAGGUAAAGCCAUUUGCCCCCAACCACGCCUGCACCUCGAUUAUACACUUCCCUAUUUGAGAAGCUCAGAUCAGGCCCACACAUCUCUUAAUGCUAGCAGUACAGUCAACACAUUUAGGAUGGCUAUUCAUUCUGUGUGGUUGGAUCAGUGCCUAUUGAGGGGGAUUUUUUUUGCUCAUGAAAUGGAAUGCUCCAAUGGUUUUGGUAUCUAAAACUUGUUGGGUAAAAUAAACCAAUACACAUUGGGUUAUUUAUGGUAUACUAUUAAGUUUUAGUGCUUAGAUUUCUCACUGUAUGCUUUCAAGAUGAACUGGAAAUACAUUUCCAAGUGUUUUCUCAAGCAAUUAAGAGGGUAGAAUGGCUGACAUUUGCCUUGGCUUGUUCUCUGGCAUUUAGUCUUUUUGAAGCACUUCCAGUUGGCGAGAUGAGGCGAUCCAACUGUGUUUGAGUUCUUAAGAAGGGUGCAGAGCUGUAGGGCAAUGAUCUCGUAGGUGAGUAACCAAUGCGUGCAGCUCACAUCCACCUCAACUUUUUAAGCCUACCACCAUUUCAGUCACAUAGAUCUACUGCAACACUUUAAGUUCACAUGUUAGUACAAAUUGUUUUAUUUAAGAAGAAAACCAUCUGUUUUUCUGCCAAAUUGAGUAGACAAGAAACUUUUCCCUGUGUCUCUUUCAGGGUAAAGAUUGAGCAUGCUUUUGAAUGUUUUGCUGACAAAUUAUUUGAUCAGUUAAUAGUAGCGACAUUGUAAAUGUGUACAUUUUUGCUGAAUGUCUAAAGACUCUUGUUUAAUGUAAGCCUGCUCAGUCACUAUCUGUAAUUUCCAGAUUUUUUCUUAUUACGUUUGUGCAUUCUUUUAAAGAUAUAGUUCAUCCAAAAAUAAAAAUUUACUCACCCAUGUUCAAAGCCUGAGAAAAGACAUUUAGAAAAACUAAAUAGCUAAAACUAAAAAGCUAAGGGAACCCUUAGCUUUUGACUUCCUUUGUUGGAAAAAAACAAAGAAUAUGGAAGUCAUGUUUCAUAGCCAUGUUUCCAUCCAAAGAUGUAAAUUAGAUUGAGCAUUGUUCGCAUUCAAUGAGUCAAAGAGAACAAAAUCAUUGCUUCUGCUGCCAUGUAUAUAAAAAAGACAACUGAAAUUUACUGCAGUUGAGCCUUUUUCUCUUUAUAUAAUUACUUGCACCUCAGAGAAUGAAGAGGAAACGCAACAAAACCCACAGUAGGCAUAGGCCAUAUAAGAUUCUGGCAGUAUGAUAACCUUGGAUAAAAACAUCACUGUUUCACGGUAUUGCGAUUACUGCUCCAAAAUAAGUUUUUAUAAAAUGUCUGGGUUAAAAACAGCAAUUUUUUUUUUCCACCUUCAACAGAAUAUAUUUUAUUUUCAGGAACAUUUCAAAUAUUUUGGAUCAGUAAUUUUUAUGUAGAGGUUUAUUUUCUGCUGGAGAUACUGUAGCCCUGAAAAACUAAAUAAACUAGUAAUAAAAAAAACUUACAUAUACUUUAGCAACGGUAUAACAAAACGUUGAUGGUAUUAAAACGUUGACUUUUUCAAACUGGUAAACCUUAAAAACCAGUUAUCGUCCUAUGCCUAACCCACAGAUAUCUUUGCGAGUGCAGCCACUUCAGAUAGUUCUGGGAGGUAAUACCAAACCAUUCCAGGCCUGUAGCUGGGGGAGGGUUUGGAUGGUUCGAAAAACCCAGCCCUCAGUGACAAGGGUCCAGAAUUUGUCCCAUACAUCAGCUCAUUUGUCCUAUUUUGACUGCUAUGCCAUUAUGGUGAAAAUAAAGGCUUAAAGACCAAGCAGAAUUCUAUGUUGGCUCUCGGUUCAUUGUGACUUCAGCUAAUCAGUUUUGGCUAAUGCUAACAAAUUUUUUAUGAGUCCAGCAUCCAACUGUGUAAUCUGCUAUGACAGAAGUCAUCUUUUGCUACUGUACUGUUAAGAAAAGUAACUUAUUUUAAAUCUUGACAAAAAAAAAAAGCCCAAAAAGGUGUGAAGCAUCAAAAGCGUACCAUAUUAAAAUAGAUUUGAAUACUAUUUUGGCUAAAAUAGUCAGAAAGUGUGCUUAUGAUUACCAUCCGACAAGCUAAUUUGAAAUAGUGCUUAAAUUUAAGUAUUUAAAUUUAAGCAGUUAAAUAAAAAAUGAGGCGUUUAAUUGCAAAAAAGGUUCACUUUUUGAGAAAAAAAAAAAAACCUCCAAUUUCAUCAGGAAGGCUGGCUACAGUCCAGUGGUUCAGAUAAAAUGUUUAUCUGUUGUGUGCAUGCAUUUAUGCACAUUUUCAUGAUUUUUGUGCGUCUAGGGCACAGGUGUCAAAGCCAGUUCCUGGAGUGCUGAAGCUCUGCUCAGUUUAGUUGCAACACUAAUUAAACACCUGAUCAAACUAAUUGAGUCCUUCAGUCUUGUUUGAAACCUACAGGUAAGUGUGUUGAAGCAGGGUUGCAACUAAACUAUUCACGAACUGAAUUUGACACCGGUUCUAGAGUUUUCUUUAAGCGUUUUUUGCAAAAUGCUCAUAAAAUAGGAAGAUCGAAAAAAAAGCUAGUGGUCACCAUUUCUUACAUUCUUCAAAAUAUCUUUUGUGUUCAACAGGAGAAAAAAAUCUGUUAAGUGUUUGAAUUAUUGCUGGCAGAAUUUUACUUUUUGGAUGAACUGUUCUUUUAACCUUUAAUCUCUCAUUGAAGGUUUAGAGCUAAACACACUUUACAGUCAUGUUUUUGAUUUUUUUUUUAAUACUUUUACAACCUUCCAAUGACCUGAAGCUUCACCUCUCAUUCAGAGGUGCAUACACAGACUUGGACAAACUAUGAUUGUAGAUAAUCAAGGACUGAAAUACUCAGCGAUUCAGGGAAGUACCAUUUGAAUUUUUUUUCUAGGUCUGAAUGGGCAACUCAUUGUGGUUUAUGUAAUUGUCAAUGUCUGAGGGAUCUGAAUUUUAACGUUUUUUAUUUGCAAACUGGCUUUAGUGCCAUGAUCUUUGUAUUUUCUUGUAACUUCAAUAAACAAUGCUUAAAUCA